CUUCCCUAUAUAUGCGUAUUGCAUGAAAAAGAAACUGUUGAGUCUGAUUGUCAUAUUAUUAUUUUUGAGGAUGUAUUUGUUAUUUAAAUAAUAAGAUGGAGAACCCGCCCGAGUUUUACCAGAUCAUGUCCCUCCGCCUGUCGAGGGCGUUAAGCGACAUCGGGGUCAACAGCUGGAUGGUGAAGAGAAGAAGGAGAACUUUCCUCAUGGAGGCGGACGAUACGAUCAAUGACAUACUACAAGGAUUUGAUGUUACCAGUUUCUGUUUCGGGAGUCAGUCAGAGGGAACAACAACACCGGGACUAAACUCCGAUAUUGACAGAUUAUUCUGCUUAAACAAAAUAAACAUCAUGUCAUCCUGGUCUGAAUGGGAACCCGGGAGGGAAAACAUGCUGAUGGUGAAGGAGGAGACGUGCUCUCCACAGCAUUACCUGCUACAGGUAAUUAGACAUGACUCACCUGAACCAGUAAUACAUUCAAGUGAUGAAUCCCAUGUAGUUGACAGUAAUGGCCGUGUAUUAUAUCUUAACACAGAAUGGGUAAUGACUGCCCUGAAAGAGUCGAUAGAAAGAAAUAUGAAUUACUUCGCAAGUGGCUCAUCUCAUAGCCCUUGUAAAAUGUACGAUCUCGUGUUCGCGUAUCGGUGCAGGUCACUUCCGCUAGAAUGCCACAAGUGGUAUGAACGACCGAGGCCCGGCCACUGGCCGACACCUGAACAGUUCAGAGAAACAAUGGAAUGUGGGUGUUUUCUUAUUCCUGAUGGACACUUUGACAGCCGUGUCAAAUUUGUUGAGUGGAGAAUUUCUCCUAGUCUUAUUGAGAGAAUACUGAUGUUUAGCAUGAAAACAUUACAGCUGAAAUGUUAUGUGGUUCUGAAGAUUCUUAAAUCACACGUCAUCAAUCCCCUUUUAUUUAAAAAAGGAAAGCUGACAAGUUUUCACUGCAAAACUGCACUCUUUUUCGCCGCGGAAAGAUUGCCCCCCGGAAUGUGGAGAGAACAUCGCCUGAUGGAAUGUAUUGUUUAUUGUUUGAAACUGUUGCUUGGUUGGACGAACACCGGUAUGUGCCCGCACUACAUUGUAGCAGGUGUGAAUCUUUUCCAUGGAAAAUUUACCAAUCGGCAAUUCGCAAAUCUUUCUAAGAUUCUUUCAAACAUCAUUGGAACUCACUUAGCAAUACUCGCGUACAUACAGGCAGAUGAUUUGGGCAACCGGAUGUUCAACGCAAAUAUCAGAACUGUUCGCUACAGUGAAGGGUUACAAAUAUCGACAAACAAUAGUUUGUGUAGGUGGCUUAGUGUCUAUGCUCAACAUAGAAUGAAUAGGUAUCUUAAUAUGAGGUUGAUUAAACUGUCUGAUAUGAUGCCUGAAGAAAUGAUUACAUUCUUAGGCCAACAUUUUCAAGAAGUGCGUGCAUAUGUACAUGUACAUGGGUUGCCAAUUAUAAAAAAAUAUUUCCUUUAUAUUUCGAAACAAAUUCUGAGUAUUUUGGCAUCCAUUGUUGCAUCGUAUUGCAUACAAAAUGGUUGUGUUGUACCUAGAAAUACACUGUCUCUGUUUGAAAGUUCCCUAGAUACGGAUGUAGCGUCAUCAAGACUGAAGUUUGCGUCUUUUCUCGUCUGUCAUAAUGAGCUUGAAAGAGCAGCGGACGUGCUGAACGAUGUUGAACGUAGAUAUGACGACAGCGUGCAAGCUGUAUGUGCAUGUGGAAGAAUGGAUCCUUUAAAUACAGAACAUCACAAACCACUGUGCUCUUACAGUGUUGUUGAUAACGAUGAUGUUCUCUUAAUAAAUAAAACCGCGUUAUGUGUUCGCUACUUGAGACAGGAAGCGUUCUGUGCACCACCGAUAUUGCGCUACGAGAUGGUGAGGGGAAUAGGCGAGGAUAUCAAUCAUAGAAACAUUCUUGAACGUGACUGUAUGAACUGGAUCUUGGUAGACGCCCUGCCGUACCUCUACUACCUGCAGUACCUGACGUUCCGCGGUCUCGGUCAGCAAGGAAGACAACUACAAGUAUUCAACAACUUACGCAAUUGCUUCGUUAACGAAAACCUUCGUUCCCAUCUCCACCAUACGGAGACGUGUGCCAACCUGUUGGGCCACUGCAUGGAAAUGGAGGGCCGACCGGAGAGUGCGUACCGACUGUACAGGGCAUCCGUGCAAGAUAAGCCUAGGAACAACGCGGCUCAUUGGCAUAUUUACAGACUGAAUCGUGGCUACGAGAUUUAGAUAUUUACAAUUUACAGUUAACAAAUAUAUUAGACAGAUAUUUAAUAACAAUAUUUAUUGACGCAUUCUUUUAUCCUAAAGUGAUUGUUACAAUGCCAACUGUAUACCAUAUAACAUUAUUUAAUAUUCAUCAUACUUAUCAUUAUAAUCAUUAUUUGUAUAAUUACCAUAAUUUAUUUUUAUUAUUAUUAUUAUUAUUAUUAUUAUUAUUAUUAUUAUUAUUAUUAUAAAGAUAUGCAAUUGAUUGUUACAAAAAACAACUGCAUAUCAUUUAACAUUAUUUAUUGACAACUCUGCCAGUAAAUUAAUAUAGAUUAAAAUAAAUAAUAUUCUCAUUGAAUGGUAAGGGUUUUGUAUUAUUAUUAUUAUUAUUAUUAUUAUUAUUAUUAUUAUUAUUAUUAUUAUUAUUAUUAUUAUUAUUAUUAUAACUGUUGUUUUUAUUAUUAGUAUAAUAAUUGUUGUUGUUGUUGUUGUUGCUUAAAAUAACGGAUCUAUUUUAAUUAACACUUUAACGUUUACGUUUCAUGUUUUAUAUGGCUAUGAAUGUGGUAAUAUUUAAUGACUGAUACACAAUAUGAUACGAGAAUAAAAUCAGUCUGGCAUUGAACUUUCCAUUUGUC
This is a messenger RNA of Mya arenaria, 2848 nucleotides long. RefSeq lists its product as uncharacterized. The coding region runs from base 96 to 2228 and encodes 710 amino acids. NCBI's taxonomy places the organism in Eukaryota, Metazoa, Mollusca, Bivalvia, Myida, Myidae. The record is from RefSeq and is a predicted model, not a curated record. The transcript is spliced from 2 exons.